AUGAAAUAUCUACAGUUAUUUGCCGUACUUUGUGUCGCUUCGGCUCAUUUUCAACAUAAACUCUCUCGUAAAAACAAUUAUGCACAAUCGAGAAAUGUGUUUGAUUCAAAAGAUAUUAUUCAAACAGAUGUAUUAGUUAUUGGUGCAGGUAUAUCAGGCUUAGAAGCGGCUCGUUUAUUGAAACAGAAUGGGAUACAAACGCUUGUAAUUGAAGCACGAAAUCGUACCGGUGGUCGAAUCUGGUCAGUUCAAUCAAAAAAUGGUCACGUACUCGAUUUAGGUGCAGCUUGGCUUCAUGGUGUCAAUGGAUCUAUACCACACGGUUUUUUAUCGAAUCCUCUAUGGGAUCUUGUCGAACAAGCUAAAAUUCCUACCCGUAGUACAACACUCAGUGAUGUACAAAUCUUCAAUUUGUUCGAUCAAAAUAUAGCAGAAAGUCUCGAAACAUGGUUCAAUGAUUAUAUGGAUUAUAUUCAAGAAACGACCAAAACACCGGGAGAAAAUCAAUCUCUCCAACAAUAUGCUGACAAAUUUUCAACAAUGAGAAAUUUGACUGGCGAAAAGCGAGAUGCAUUUUUCACUUAUUUGCAUACGAUUAUCGAAGGUAAUGAGGGUAUCGAAAUCAGUAAGAUUAAUGCAAAGAAUUUUGUUGACAUUACCGGUGUGUAUUAUGGUGUAGAACCAGUAUUCCAAAAUACCGGUUUUCAUGCAGUUAUCGACUACAUAGCCAAAGAUUUUCGAGAUGGUGACAUUCGUUUCGGACAAAUCGUAAAUAAAAUAAGUUACGGGCAAGAUGUAGUUGAAGUACAAACUACAAAUGGGAAUAUCUAUCAUGCCAAAUAUGUUCUUUUAACAGUAUCAUUGGGUGUACUAAAAGGCCGACAAAUUGAAUUUAAUCCACCGUUACCACAAUGGAAAUUGAAUGCUAUUGAUCGACUUGGAUAUGGACUUCUGGAUAAAGUUGUUUUAGUAUGGGACACAGCUUGGUGGAAUUCGGCAAAUUAUUAUUUUAUGCGUGUCACAUCGAACCCAUCUCCUUGCAGGGUUUGGGCUAAUGCCAAUAAAUGGAACGACCGACCGGCUCUCUUCUGUUUCUUUAUUGGUGACGAAGCCAAUCGACUAGAAACGUUAACAAACGAGCAAGCUGUUCAAGAAGUGCAAAAUGUAUUACAGCAGAUGUUUCCAAAUCAAACUGUUCCGAUGCCUAUCGAUAGCUAUGUAACACGCUGGAAAUCAGAUCCAUUUGCCAAUGGUUCAUAUUCGUACAUAUCACGAGAUCAAACUUAUGAAGAUAUGAUAUAUAUUAGUCAACCAAUAGCUAAUAAAUUACUCUUUGCAGGUGAAGCCACAUCCAAGGAGUUUUACGGUUAUGCACAUGGUGCUUUGCUAAGUGCACGACGAGAAGUAACUCGAUUGUUGUAUGUUUAUGAUUUGUUGGUAAAUCAAACUACGCCCGCAUCUCGGUCAACAGCGAUCAGUCCAUUCGAAAUCAUUAUCAUUAUCAAUGUCAUGUUUUUGAAACUUUUACCUUAUUUAAUGAACUGA
Rotaria sp. Silwood2 is the source of this 1545-nucleotide messenger RNA. The record is from the annotation of a GenBank genome assembly. NCBI's taxonomy places the organism in Eukaryota, Metazoa, Rotifera, Eurotatoria, Philodinida, Philodinidae.